AUGGACAGUAACGAGAGUCCGCAACGCAAUCGUGAUGCAGACGUCAGAAGAAAUGCGAGCUCGUCGAUAAAUCGUAGAUUUCCCAACUUCCCUUAUCAUCCUUGUCGAGGGCAAUCAAAUGUCUCACGGGCACACGGUCCUUCUCGUGAGCCAAUUAUGCAUGGACGCGGUUUUUCACAUUGUCCUUCACGCAGUGAUGAUGCCGAAUCAAGAACGGAUAAUGAUGAUCUGUCAGCUCGCAGUAAUGAAUCUCGCGAUUCACUUGAAGAUUAUCUUCAGGACCAUGAAAGUGAUCGGGAAUUUAGGGAUGAGUUGAGUGACGCAUCGGCGUCUUCUCCAUAUAAUGAUUCACCACCUGAUUUUGACACAUACAAUUUCUACGAAAGUUUACCAAGCUCAUCUUAUCGUCAUUGCCAAGAUAAUGAAAUGGAAUCAAGAGCCGAUUAUACCGGUUCGAUCAGUCGCAUUGAAUCUGGUGUGCCCAUAGAGGAAGAACGAGAUCGCCGAACUCAAGGUCAGCGUAGAUUCCAAUAUCCAAGGUCCGAUUUGCAACGCCAUCGUCAGAGAGGAUCUGAAUUCCAAUAUAGUUGUCACCGAGGAGGAUACGAGGCACAAUCUUAUCGUCAACAUACCUUUAAUUCGCCUCUUCGCGGUCGCGAACGUCAAUCCCAUCAUGGUUCUCAUGAGGAAGAAGAAUCCAUUAUCCGUCGUAACCACGACGCCACAGAAUCUGCGUUAGAAGAAGAAGAAAAUACCUUCCGCUUUCGAUCUAGAAGCUUUCAUGAUGAGGACGCAACUGAUAGCUUCUGCGAUGAACCCUGUGAAGACCGUGAAUACGAUGGAAUGCAUCAAGAUGGUAGUCCCACUUUUCGCACUAACCGUAGAAGUCAUCAUAUUUUCCAAGGAGCCCCGCAAUCCAAUUGUGGUGAAGAGCGCACAGACAAUUCGAGUGAAAGUUGUUCCAGGACGUCACCUGAAGAAGAAGUAGAACAUAAUCUAUUAACAGACAAAGACCUCAGCAAAAAAAUGGAAGAAUGUUUAUUAGACGAUUCAAUAUCGACUAAAAAUGUGGAAUGUACGCUGAAUGUGAAAUCAAUUUUUUGCACAAGACCAGAUAAAAUGAUACAAGACACCACUCUCGGAACGAAAACGAUUGUUCAAACAAAUUACCUUCGAGUCUACCCGCCGCCGACCGACAUUUUUCUCAAUAUUUAUAAUGUCACAGUUACAAAAAUUGGGAAAACUGGAGAAAACCUGCUCAAAAAAAGACAACACAUUUCACUAAUGUUCUGGAAAUGCGUUGAACAGUAUCCAGACGUAUUUCCACCAUACGAGGAUAUGCUAUUCAACGACAGUAAUAUGCUCUGGACAAAAAGGCGAACCAAAGCAAAUGACUAUAAGACUUGUUAUUCUGUGUAUAAUGAAAUGAAAAUGCGAAUUGGAGUCGUUACAUUGACAUAUCUUACCGCUGCAAAAUUCACUGUAUCUCCGAAAUUUCAAAGCGAUGAAGAGAAGAUGUUGCAAUUGAUCGAUCUAAUUGUUACCGCAAGAAACCGAUGCAGCUUAAAAGAAGAUGCCUCGCAUUUCUAUACAAAUGGUAAAAAUACUUUCAUCGUUGCUGGAUGUUUGCAGAAAAAUGAAUUUUCUAUUCCGAUGCAGUUUUACGUCGGUGAUAGCGUUGAAGGUUGGAGAGGGAUGCACUUCGCCGUGAGGCCGAAUCUCCGUGGAGGAAUUCUCGCCAAUGUUGACCUUGUAUCAUCAGCGUUUUUUUGCUCGGGCUAUCCGAUUAUCAAUCUCAUCGUUGAGUAUGCAUGUGGGCAACAUACAAAUUUGAUACCGGGAAUGAUGGAAAACCUUCAUAAAUACGAGAUGAGUGAAAAAAAUAGGAAAAAUCUGACGUAUAUUCUUGAAGGAAGGAAAUUAAGGCUAACUUAUCGGAAAAAGACAAUUAAGUUUGGCAUGCUUACGGAUGAAACAGCAAGUACUUUAUUUUUUGUCAAUGAAGACAACCAACGGGUGUCCAUCGCUGACUAUUUCGAAUCGAUCGGACUGAAAUUGAAAUAUCCAAAUUUACCAUGUGUCGUGCCAGCCAGUUCAAGUUCAAGAGGUCCUAUUAAACCAACUUAUCCAAUGGAGUUUCUGACAACCACGGAGGAUAUUAAGAAGUUCAAUCGACCGCUCACCGAAAAACAGAAAGUUGCCUAUAUUGAUAAUGCUGCUUUGCCUCCACAAAAGCGUUUGAUGCUUAUUCGGGAAAUGACGAACAAGGAAUGUGUCAUCGAGAAAAUUAAAAAGAAAGAGACGCAAGCUUCCAAGGAUAGGAGAGUGGCGAUGGAAAUAAGAAAUAGAAUUUUGGUCGAAAAAGAAAAAAGGAAAGAAUUCAAUGGGAAUGACGAGAGCCCUUCGUCGGGUUGUUAUGUUGGACUAUCAGCGAGUGCUGAGGGACCAUCAGCUAGUACUGAGCAAUUACUUCUAGACAUUCCAAAAGCCGGAAGCUUUCCACCGUUUAUUGAUAAUACUGAUCAGUGGAUGACGAAUUUCUCUACAGAAAUCGAGAAGAAAUUUCUUACCGCCAAAGCAACAAUUCUCCCAGUUCCGGCCUUAAUUUUCGGAAAUAGCCGUUUUUAUGAUGGAAGUUAUCGCGGAGAAUGGGGUACUGGUCCUGAGCAGCCUGUUCGUAAAGUAAAAGUGGUUGCAACUCAAGGGAAAAAGACGAAGACAAUUGUCCCAGCAAUACUUGUCAUUCAAGAUCCAUACUCAUCUGUAAAUGUUGUGCAUGACACAAAUUUGCCCCGGGAACAGGCGAAGCUGUUGCUCAACAAAAUCAAUGAAUAUGGACAACCGGUGUAUUAUACAAAUGGGGAGCCAAAUAUUCUUUGUUCGACAACUUUCAAUCAGGCGACCCAACCGCUGGCUCAUCUUGUUUCGUUCUUAAUGUUCUUCCGCGAAAAAGUUGCUGAGAUGGUGACUGAGGACAAAAUUGGGGUACCAUUUCUUCUGUGCAUCUACGCAAAUAAAACAACAAAUUAUAAUUCGCUACGGGAUAAAUUUGCCCCAGAUUAUGCAAUAAUCAAAUCACUUUGUGACUGCGAAAUUGGAAUAUACAAUCAAGGAAUUUUAUAUGAGACCUAUAGAACUUUAGACGAUGUGUCCCAAAAUGGAACCAUAAAUAAUUUGGUGCGAAAGAUGUUGGCAAAAGUAGGCGCAGUUCAAUAUGUUCUGGAGCACGGUGGAAGCCAUAAAAAUUGGACAAGGUUGACAGAUCCUUCUUCUCCAACUAUGGUAAUGGGCAUAGACAUAAGUCAUCCUUCAGCGGAAGAGCGUCUAAACAAGGAAUCGCUCGAUUCUUUAUCGAUUGCCACAAUUGUUUCGAAUGUCGAUAUUGAGAUAUCCCAGUUCCGGGAUUCAUCACGUGUUCAGUUCCCUGAGGAAGAAAUGGUUGUGGACAUGGUCGAUGAAAUGAAGAUGAGAAUUCUAGAUUUCAUUAAUCAUUCUGAAAAGAUCAUGUCCCAUAUUGUCAUCUAUCGAGAUGGAGUAUCAGAGAGCAUGUUCGAGAAGAUUUUUUCUGAAGAAAAAGAAGCUCUUGACGCAGCCAUCCGGCAGCUACGUCCAUACUACAAAGCUCUCAAUCCGACAAUAACAUACAUCAUGGUCAAUAAAAGGCAUCACACGCGUUUCUUUGCGACUAAAGAAGAGGACACAUCAGGAAGUGUCGAUAAUCUGAAGCCAGGAACUUUGGUUGAAGACGUGAUCACAUCCAACAAGUACUUUGACUUUUUCCUUGUUUCGCAGCUGGGAAAGCUGGGAACUUCAAAACCUGCACAUUAUUACGUGCUCUAUGACGAUUGGAAACCAAGCCAUGCAUUUUGGCAGACUAUCACACAUGCUCUUUCUUACAAUUAUGCCAGUUGCUCAAAUACGAUCUCACUGCCAGCUCCAUUAAUGUACGCUCACGUUGCAGCUAAAAAAGCAAAAAUGCGUGCUCUCGGAAGCCGAGUCGUCCAAAAGUAA
This is a messenger RNA of Caenorhabditis bovis, 4011 nucleotides long. Lineage: Eukaryota; Metazoa; Nematoda; Chromadorea; Rhabditida; Rhabditidae. The record is from the annotation of a GenBank genome assembly.